AUAGGGUGGCUAAUAUUGACUGAUUCUGCUUAAAAUGGCUGACAAAAUACAAAUUCAUCCACUUUUCAUGGCACUGCUAGCUAUAAUGUGCUAUUUAUCUCAAGUCGAAGGAAGGAAGGAACAAUGUGCCGAUUGCGUACAACCGACAAAAACUUUCAACUUUGCAGCCAUUACCAGGUCGGCCGUCACGGUAGGCGGGAGUGCCUUGUCAGCGGUGGUUGGGAAAAAAGCGCUUCGUGCUGGCUGCAUCCGGGUGGCGACUGGCGCUUUUUCCGUUGCCAAAGGAGUUAUUGCGUCCAAAACGUGGCGAUCGGCUGCCGUCUACACUGGAACAAGGGUCAGCAACUAUCUGCAGUCGUCCUGGAAUCAUUACCUGGCCGGAGCUAUGGUCGCCUACGAUGCCUAUCAGGUCGUAACGUGGCUCAUGGAUGAAUAAGAAGCCAUUCCAUUAUUUUAACUUAACUAUGUACUUGAGAAGAAUGGUACU
Armigeres subalbatus is the source of this 487-nucleotide messenger RNA. RefSeq lists its product as uncharacterized. The transcript is spliced from 2 exons. Bases 35 to 436 code for a protein of 133 amino acids. The record is from RefSeq and is a predicted model, not a curated record. NCBI's taxonomy places the organism in Eukaryota, Metazoa, Arthropoda, Insecta, Diptera, Culicidae.